GGGGCAGGGCCCGCUGCGAGCAUCCUCCGGCCGCGGUGCCUCGCUGCGCUCCCCGCUGGGGCAGGAGUGGCAGGUGUCCCAGGCCAGACAGCCCGGGACCUUCCGGAGCGCCCGCCCGGCGGCGGCUUAGCGGAUCCUGCCGUCCAUCAGCCGCGAGUCGGGAGCUGCUGGCGGCGGCUGCUGGAGGACCUUUCGGUCCCUUUCUUGCCCCCUCAUCACCGCCACUGCGGGAGCGAAGGGAAGACCUAAAAGCCCGGGCGAGUGGCGGGAGGAGAUUAUGGCAACGUGAGCGGGAAACGGAGCCGUCUGGCCGGAGCCCUCCCGUACCCCGGCGCAGCGGAGCGAGCGGAACAGCGCGACUCCCGCAGCCGAAGCCGCUGUCGGCGGUGUCCAGGGUCCGAGGCUAAUCGGGACGACCUUCAGCCCUACCCCAGCACAACAUUCUCUACUUUGGUCGCUCUUCUAUUCCUUUUGUCAAUAAAGAUGAGAAGGAAGUGGAUAUUGGAAGAUUUUCAUGUUAUUUUUUUUGGUGUGCUCUGUCUCCUUUUCAUAGAUGGAGGUAAACUAGAACAAGUGAAACAUUCAGAUACAUACUGUGUGUUUCAAGAUAAGAAGUACCGUGUAGGCGAAAGAUGGCAUCCUUAUCUAGAACCCUAUGGCCUUGUGUACUGCAUUAACUGUCUCUGCUCAGAGAAUGGAAAUGUACUGUGCAGCAGAGUAAGAUGCCCAAGUCUACAUUGUCCUUCCCCUGUGCAUGUACCGCAGCUCUGCUGCCCACGGUGCCCAGAGGACUCCCUGUUCUCAGUAAGCAGCAAGAUCACUGGGAAAUCCUGUGAAUACAAUGGCACCACCUACCAUCAUGGUGAAAUGUUUGUGGCAGAGGGGCUUUUCCAAAACAGGCAAGCAAACCAGUGUGCCCAGUGCAGCUGCUCAGAAGGAAAUGUGUACUGUGGGCUGAAGACAUGUCCUAAAUUAACAUGCUCUUUCCCAGUGUCUGUUCCAGAGUCCUGCUGUCCAGUUUGCAGAGGAGAUGGAGAAUUGUCGUGGGAGCAUUCUGAUGGAGAUAUCUUCCGGCAGCCAGCCAACAGGGAGGCCAGACACUCAUACCAUCGCUCCCACUAUGACCUGUCACCCAGCUCAGCAAGGCAGGUAGUCAACAUUCCACGAUUUCCCAAUGCCAGGAGUAAUCGUGGAGUCCUACCAGAUCCCCAGCAAGCUUCAGGAACAAUAGUACAGAUUGUCAUCAACAACAAGCAUAAGCAUGGACGAGUUUGUGUUUCAAAUGGCAAAACGUAUUCACAUGGUGAAUCUUGGCAUCCUAAUCUCCGGGCCUUUGGAAUUGUAGAGUGUGUGUUGUGCACCUGCAACAUCACCAAACAAGAAUGUAAGAAAAUUCAUUGUCCAGAACAAUAUCCCUGCAAAUACCCUCAGAAAGUAGAAGGAAAAUGCUGUAAAGUCUGCCCAGAAGAAGUGCCAAGUCAGACCUUUGAUAACAAAGAUUACUUCUGUGGGAAAGAGACCUUUCCUGUCUAUGAGUCCAUUUUCACAGAGGAAGGAGAAACCAUCAGAAAGAUUGCAGUAGAGACUGAAAAACCACCUCAAAUAGAAAUACAUGUAUGGACAAUUAGAAAAGGGAUUCUGCGUCACUUCUAUGUAGAAAAAAUGUCCAAGAGAGAAUUUGAAGAGCUUCCUUACUUCAAGCAGAUAACAAGGACAACUCCUAGCCAGUGGAAAAUAUUUAGCGAGGGAGAAGCUCAGAUCAGCCAAAUGUGUGAAAGCAGAGUGUGCAGGACUGAGCUUGAGGACUUGGUGAAGGUUUUGUACCUUGAAAAGUCUGAAAAGGGUCACUGUUAAGGGAGACAGCACUGGAGGGAGAAACACAAGAAAACUUAUGAAAACUUGGAUCUGCAGCUGGACUGCAGGCUUGUUUUGCUUAAGUCAACAGUUGCCCUAAAAACCAAAACUAUAAUGCAGUAAUUAUUCACAUCAUGCACAGCAAAUUUGCUGCUUUAUGUGUAGUGGUCUGUGUCAACCGUUCAAAUAUCUCCUCCAAAAGACUAGGAGGCUCUGUAUUACUGGUGGGGGAAGGAGAAAGAGAGAGUGUACUUUCCCAGAGUUGCAUUGCUUUACAAGUGAAAAUGAGAGAAGAGAACAUUUUUAUUAUUAUUAUUUGGCACGUUAUUCAAACUAAUGAAAAGAAGGACACUUAAUGAAAGUGCAGGAGCUAUGGAGAGCAUUACUGCCUGCACUGAAUUUAUAGAAUUUCUGGUGUUGAAAUAACUCACAGAAGUUUUUUGGUAGUGGAGGAAAAAUACAAGUGAUUCAAUACUUGUGUUGGAGACAUAAACAGAUUUGAACUAACAAAUUCCUAAGCAGCCUGCCUUUGAGAUGAUGUUUUGUAGUACAGCAAACUGAGUCCAUAAACUGGUCAGCAGGUGUUAGUGGCAGUCACUGUAUUUUUGUAGCAAUUUGAGCAAAUGUUCGCUUUUAAGUGGUUUUCACUGUUUCCUCCACCCACUUCUCUACAAAAUGUGAAGUAUUAGCUUCCAGUCACAGCCUUAAUAACUGUAUUCUUCUGGGCCCUAUUAACACGUGGUCCUAGCUGAUAAAGUGCUUUCUAAAGUGUUGUGGCAGAAGGUGGUGAAGUACCUGCAGGACUUUAAAAACACCUAGAGGGUUAAACUUCCUGAUUAGUGACUCUUCAAGACCUGUGACAGCACUUAACUUAUUUGUUGGGAUUUGUAACAAACCUCAUCUCCUGCGUUUUUCUGAGGGUGACCUCUGAGUUCUCAUGCUUCACGGACUUCUCUCUCCCAUAACCAACACCGAACAGCUACAGCAAGCCUUGAGAACAUAGCAGCUCUGUGAAAAUGGUUGUGUUUGUGAAAAACAAACCUGAGAGAUUCUGUUAGCUUUGGUGUUGCAUGUCUACAGUGUGCUUAAGAAAGGUGGCUCUCAUCUGCAGAAAAAGUACAAGUCGAAAAACCUUUUCUCUGAAGAGCCACCAAAAAUACUGCACUGCCUCACAGCUGCGACGUUAGAUUAAAUGCCAAGAAGCAAGGGACUCUGCCUGCUUUUGCUCCCAUUUUCUACUCUACUGCUGUUCAAACACAUGCUAGGAAACAAAGCUUUACGAAAAUGGUUUGAGCCAGGGGCUGGGUCUUCAGAGAGAGUGAAAUGAACAGUGACAGCAAGGAUUUUGAGGUUUGUCAUUCUGCCAGGGACAGCACUGCAGGGUGUACCCCUUUCUGAAGGCAUGAAGGUGUGGCAGAGCUCAGUGCUGAAUGCCAAACGCUCGUUUCAGGCAGUUUCACCAUCCUGAGGGGAUCGUUGUCUUGAGCCUCAAACCCUGGCAGCCUCUCUGUGCGGUGCAGGCUUCAGGGCCAGGCUUAUUCAUGCUGCCCAGGCCCUGCCUGUGCUGCCGGCAGCUUCAGAAGGAGGCAACGCAGGACUCUCCACACAGGAGCAGAUGGAGAGAACAGAAGUGGAGGGAAGGCUGAAGCAGAAUGUUUCAGGGUGAUCUCAGGUCCUUAGCAGUAUUGCUUGUAUAUAAUCUCCCCACUGUCACUAGCCUGGACAGACAGCAGGUGACAUUUAGGAAUAACUCCCUUCCUACCAAGCACUCAGCACCAUCCCCUGCGUAACAGAAAAACACACUAAAAAGGGAGCCGCUCCUGCAACUCUGUGGAUUUGUAAGAAUUAAAUACUCUUACUUAGUAUCAGUAAGAACCAUGCAGGUCUCUUUCCAUGCCUUCCCUGCAGGGAGGGAAAAUGCCUGGGGUCCCUUCAUGGUCCACAGAGGAGUCUCAGCUCAGGGCCUGGAGCCUUUUCCCUCCUCCUGCCUGGCCCUCAGCGUCUGGGGUUGUUCCUCACCCUUUUCCCCUCACCCUUUGCAGCUCUCCUCAGAGGCACCUGCAGCCCUGCUGCCAACACAUCAACACAGGCACCUAGUAGCCCUGAUAUCAGCUGUGGUACACAGGCAUAACUACCACCCUGCCCUUAGAAGUCCUGAGUCACUGUGAGCUAAGUGAACUGUUCUACCACUGUACCACAGACUGUAAACGCUGCUUCCAUAGAUCUUGUCCUGGUGUUUGAAGGGGUCCUAAGACUGCUGCAGAAGUGCAACAUUUUAUUAUAAAUGUUCUAAUAAGUCACAAAUAAUUCUUAUUCCUUUGGUGAAGAUGAUGUAAGGAAGAGGUUCUGAGGAACUAUAGCGAACUGGUGAGAAGAUCAGCGGCUGAUUUCUCACCUCACAGCCAUCGUCGGUUCGUAGCAGUAGCUGGUGGAAAAAGACUAAAUGGAAAGUGUAGAGUGUUUGUGAUUUUUUUUAAGAAGAAGCAAUCUGCUUUUUGUAUUUGUGACAGGACAGGUGGAAUCCAGAUUGCGUAUUUAUUUUAUAAAAAACACUUUCUAAGAAAAGAAAAAAAAAUCAUAAGCAUCAUUUAGUAAAAUGCAGUGUUGCAUUUUUCCAGUUUCUGGUCACUUAAGGCAACAAAAUACACAGUGUCAUGUUUUUCAUUCUCUUCAUGGGAUGUACAUCUGUUACAGUACUUAUUUAUGUACUUGUUGUAUCGCUUUGACUUGGUUUGAUAAAUUAAUAAACUCUGAA
Molecule: messenger RNA, 4609 nt
Organism: Pogoniulus pusillus (Red-fronted tinkerbird)
Lineage: Eukaryota; Metazoa; Chordata; Aves; Piciformes; Lybiidae
Gene: CHRDL1
Product: chordin like 1
Exons: 12
Coding region: 484-1854 (456 amino acids)
Biological process (GO): negative regulation of BMP signaling pathway; cell differentiation
Molecular function (GO): BMP binding
Source: RefSeq, a predicted model, not a curated record